GAUCUCCGAAAAUGACUUAAAUUUGACAAUAUUUGCACAAAUUUUUUGAAUAAGGCAAGUGGUCAAACUUAGAAUAAAAAAAGUUAAAUGAACUACAAUUUGAAACGGAGUUAGUAUCAUAUGCCGAUUAGUUAAGAAAUUAUCAGGUGCUUCUGUCGGACUGCAAAUUGGGGGAGGCCCAACUCGAAAAAGGGACGGACGACAUUAGCUCGAAAAAGGGACGGACGACAUCGGAUUCCGCGCGAUGACAAAGACCGACCGAGAGCCUCUCCACAGGCCGGCUCACGCACUACUCACUCGCACCCGGCCCUUACUCUCACCACACAGACUCUGCGCUGAGCUUGAUCUCGACGUGGUAAUGGAUGCGGCAAGCAAGAAGGCCUACGUGAUUGCGAUAGUUCUGCAGGUGAUCUACACAGGGUUCUCCGUGCUAUCCAAGGCCGCCUUGGACCACGGCAUGAGCAUCGUCGUCUUCAACUUCUACCGCCAGGCGACCGGCUCCCUUCUCCUGCUCCCCGCCGCCCUCCUCUUCCAAAGGAAAAAUGUGACGUCGAUGCCGUUGAUGUUGCUGCUGAAGCUCUUCUUGUGUGCCUUAUUCGGGAAUACAUUAAGCUUGAAUAUGUACAAUGUUAGCCUGAAGCUCACGUCUGCAACCCUGGUGGCAGCAGCAGGCAACGCCGUGCCUGCAGUCACCCUCUGCAUGGCCUUGCUACUCAGGAUGGAGGUGGUGAACCUGAGGAGCUCCUCUGGCAUCGCCAAGGUCAGCGGCGCAGCGCUCUGCCUCGCCGGCGUCUUGAUCAUGGCCUUCUACGCGGGGCCAGGGCUGAGCCCUGUCAGCCACCACCGUGCCUUCACCGCCCAUGCUCGGGGCUCGGGCGCCCAUGCGAGUACCUCAAAGGCGGCGUGGAUCCUAGGGACGUUCCUCAUGGUCAUCAAUAACAUAGCGUGGUCCCUAAACGCCGUCUGGCAGGCUAGAAUCCUCAAGGAGUUCCCUAACAGGAUGCUUGUGGCUGUCUCACUCUGCGUGUUCAGCGCACUGCAGACGUUGGUCAUCGCGGCAGUGGCCGAGAGGGACUUCUCUAGGUGGAAGCUCCGGCUGGAUGUCAGCUUGGUCGCCAUCGCCUACAAUGGUUUUCUGGUGACUGGAGUGUCGUACUACCUGCAAGCGUGGUGUGUGGAGAUGAAGGGCCCCGUCUUCUUCGCAGCCUGGCUCCCGCUCUACUCCGUCUUCACAAUGCUUUGUUCCUCCUUCUUUCUGGGAGAGAUUGUUCACCUCGGCAGUAUUUUGGGUGGGAUCCUGCUGAUUGGAGGACUUUACAGCGUGUUGUGGGGUAAAAGCAAGGAGAGUGAGUUUGCAUCGUGCAGCGACACGAAUACGAUCGAUGGUGCACAAGAUGAGCAGCCGGAGCACAACAAACCUGACGCAGAUGAGGCAGCAAAAUCAGCAGCAGCGAGUGGACUAGUCUGAUGGAUCACCGAAGCAUGCAGUUGACGUGCUGAUUUACCUUUUGUUUAUGCUUUUUUUAUUGUGGGAGACGCCCAAGCCCUUAGACCAUUGCAAGUACUACUUAGUGCACCACCAUCUAUAUAUAAUGCAUAAAUGAAGUCAUGCGUGCAGAUAAUUAAGAAAGGGUGCUCGAGUAUUUUUCUUUUCAGGGAUGAAUGCUCCCCAGAGACAGAAGGUAUAAGUCCAGUAUUUUUCAGAGGUUUGCGCCCCGUGAGCACCAUUCCCUUUUCACUUUCCAGGUAGUGAAGGGAAUUUUCCCGGGAGGUGAACACCUACAACCAACUCAGUAUAAUUUUAAGCCGUAUUGGUAACGAAUUUGGUUCAGGUCGGAUUCAAACUUUUGACCAAUAUGAUUGCAUAUUAACUAGAUUUCAUCCACUUAGCUCCAGUGAUUACAGAUGACCCUACUAUGCAGAUCAAAUGUAAUUCUUCUUUCUCCCUCUCAUAUUCACAAUGUUUGGAUGAACCAGAGCUCCAAAACCAACAGUAAUCAUUUAGGAUGUGGAAAAGUGUUGUGUAAGCUGCAAAA
Molecule: messenger RNA, 2036 nt
Organism: Panicum virgatum (switchgrass)
Lineage: Eukaryota; Viridiplantae; Streptophyta; Magnoliopsida; Poales; Poaceae
Product: WAT1-related protein At5g64700-like
Exons: 7
Coding region: 245-1468 (407 amino acids)
Cellular component (GO): plasma membrane
Molecular function (GO): transmembrane transporter activity
Source: RefSeq, a predicted model, not a curated record